Molecule: messenger RNA, 1707 nt
Organism: Ilyonectria robusta
Lineage: Eukaryota; Fungi; Ascomycota; Sordariomycetes; Hypocreales; Nectriaceae
Exons: 5
Coding region: 1-1707 (568 amino acids)
Source: RefSeq, a predicted model, not a curated record
AUGGCCGAGUCCGGAUCGGCCGAGCCCCAGCCCCGUCUGGACGGCCUCGGCGUCUUCUGGAUCGUCUUCGCCCUCUUGUGGACGCUCGUCGUCGCCGGCGGAAUGACCUACCUGUACCGCCGCCGCGACAUGCCCAUGCUGCGGAUCCGCGGCCUGCCGCUGUCGUUUAGUGCCAUCGUCCUGCUGCAUCUCUACUGGGGCGCCGUGCAAACGGGCUACUGCUACGGCCCUAUUUGGCCGUCGUGGGUUGAGUUCUGGAUCAUGAACAUCUGGCUCCCCUUUGGCAUCGCCCUGUUCCACGCUUCCAACAGCCGCUUCCUGCACGUUGCGAACUCGCAAAAGAAGCGCUUCGCCGAGGAGCAGGACAUGAAGCCUCUCAAGAUAGACCGGGCCAAGCCUACGACUCUCCUUGGCCGCUUCCGUGCCCUCGAUUACACCCGCAAGAUCCUGCUCUUGGUCGGCACUGGCAUGGCCUUUCAGCUUUUCCUUACCGUUUUCAUGUUUCUUGUCUCGCGAAAGUUCCACCACUCCUUUGGUAUCCCGGGAACUGAAGUUACCGGCACAGAGUCACAGCAAAAGUCCCAGAUCUCCCGAGGAUGGGAAUGGUGGCCUUCGGUCUUUUGGCAGUUCUUCUGGGCGUGGCUCAUCGCACCCGUCAUUCUCUGGAAGGCCCGCGGUAUCAACGACACGCAGGGAUGGAGAUUCCAGACAAUCGCUUGCUGUCUUGCCAACCUUCACGCUACUCCCAUGUGGCUCGUCGCCCUGUACGUCCCAGCCAUGGCCCCGGUCAACGACGUCUGGAUUCCUCCGCAAUGGAUUGCCAUCUCCAUUAUGCUGCUCGAGAUAUUCACCAUCUUCUUUCCAUGCUGGGAAGUGAUGAGGCACCAGAAUCUACGACAGGAAACCCUCGACUCCAUUGCGCAAUGGGAGCUGAACAACAAAGGUCUCGGCAAAAGCUCCCGAUCAGUCGCCACUGGUUCCACGACGAUGGCUGGCUCGGUCCUCACUGCCUGGAGCAAGGACGGCUCCGUCAAGACCAACUCGGGUGAGAGCAUCCUCACCAUGGGCGCGCUCGAGUACGUCCUCGAGCGCAACCCGGAGCCGCUGCAGAAGUUCUCUGCCCUGCGGGACUUUUCCGGCGAGAACAUUGCCUUCUUGAGGAGCGUCGCCGAGUGGAAGUCCUCGCUGCCGCCGUCGGCUCAGGGUCCGGAGAAGAGCCAAGACAGCGUCACGCAGCAGCUCGUGCGUGAGCGCUUCAACAGUGCGCUCCGCAUCUACACCAGCUUCAUCAGCUCGCGCGACGCCGAGUUCCAGGUCAACCUCUCGUCGUCCGACCUCAAGAAGCUCGAGUGCAUCUUUGAGAACUCGGCGCGCAUCCUGUACGGCGACAAGCAGGAGGUUGACCCGGCAACCCCCUUCGACGCCUUCGGGGGCCCGGCCAAGGUUGAGUCGUCGUCGGCUUCCUCCAACGGCUCAGAGGUGGCCAUCAUCUCCGACUCCUCCUCGGGCCACAUCGGCGACAUGGCGCUGUACUGGGGCGAGAUCCCCGACGAGUUUGACGAGACCGUCUUUGACGACUCCGAGGCCAGCAUCAAGUAUCUUGUCUUGACUAACACCUGGCCGAAGUUCGUCAAGGACAGGCGGCUAUCUCUCGACUCGGAUGACAGCGUCGAGUCGGGCAACAAUGUUCUCCCAACAGCUAAUUGA